This is a messenger RNA of Lepisosteus oculatus (spotted gar), 1660 nucleotides long. It is a transcript of the gene imp3, whose product is annotated as IMP U3 small nucleolar ribonucleoprotein 3. Gene Ontology annotation, cellular component: Mpp10 complex; small-subunit processome; small ribosomal subunit. The record is from RefSeq and is a predicted model, not a curated record. Gene Ontology annotation, molecular function: structural constituent of ribosome; rRNA binding; snoRNA binding. Gene Ontology annotation, biological process: rRNA processing; ribosomal small subunit biogenesis. NCBI's taxonomy places the organism in Eukaryota, Metazoa, Chordata, Actinopteri, Semionotiformes, Lepisosteidae.
GUAGGUGACGUCAAAGCCCAGCGAUUUCUGCUAGUGACGGAGAGCGCCGGAAAGAGGAACUUGGAGAGUUUGUUUAAGUGUUUGUGUCGUUUUGCAGUAAUAUAGAAAGAUGGUGAGAAAGUUGAAGUUUCACGAGCAAAAGCUCUUGAAGAAAGUCGAUUUUAUCAACUGGGAAGUGGACAACAACUUACACGAGGUGAAGGUGUUGCGUAGAUUCCACAUCGAGAGGAGAGAAGACUAUACCGUGUACAACAAGCUCAGCCGUGAGAUCCGGCAGCUGGCCCAGAAGAUCCGGGACCUGAACGAGAAGGACGGCUUCCGCGCACAGAACACCGCGCGGCUGCUGGAGAAGCUGUACAGCUUGGGUCUGAUCCACACCAAGCAGAGCCUCGCAGUCACUGAGAAAGUCACGGCAUCUUCCUUCUGCAGGAGGCGGCUGCCCAGUAUCCUCGUCAAGCUGAGAAUGGCGCAGAACCUGAAGACGGCCAUCACUUUCAUCGAGCAGGGGCAUGUGCGCGUGGGGCCUGAGAUUGUGACUGACCCUGCUUUCCUCGUCACCAGGAGCGUGGAGGACUUUGUGACGUGGGUGGACUCCUCCAAGAUCAGACAGCACGUCAUGAACUACAAUGAAGAGAGAGAUGAUUUUGACCUGGUGGUGUAGUGGAGACGAGCAGGUCCGGACCACUCCCAAGAUCUACAUUGCAUUGCCCUGGGAUGAGUAGGACUGAAAGGCAAGAGUCCAACCUAGUGGUGCUUCACCAACACCAACCAGCAGAGGGUGGGAGAGAUCUGCUUGCUUUAUGUUGUGACGCCAGGAUUUCUUGGCGAUGACGGAGACCCACUGUCUUUCCUGGUUUUCAUUCUAGCUCGGAGCUCAUAGUUAGUCAGACCAUUUAUUAAAUGAAGUUGCUGAAUUAGACCUCAGUGAUGUGUUAGUCCUGACACACACGGGAUUCACUCACUUAGGGGUUUAAUUAUAGAGAUCAUCAGGAAUGAACAUCAGAAGACUGUGGGACUCCAGGACCAAGGUGAAGUUCCCCUGGUAUGUACAUACUGAACAUAACUUAGUUCCAAAGACACCAUCAAAGCUUUCCAAGCUUUUCCCCCAACGCGAUGGCUUUUGACUGUAAUGCAGUAUGUCAUAUACCUGUUAAGCAGUGGUACUGUUGCAUUGCAGGAGGUGCUGUUCUGUGACACUGAAUUUGGUCCUUUUCGUUUUGUGCAUGUUGCGGUUUUGCACAGCAGACUGUUCCCUUGUAAAGUACCUGGCUUGGUGGCAGUUUUAUUAAGUUUGCAUCUGCAUUUGAGUUGAGGAAUUCCUGUACUAAUUCUAACCCAGAAGUAACUUCAUUCAUAGAUUCUCUGGCUGAAAAACAUGCAGCCCCAAUGCCUUUUUUUUUAACUUGUUACAACAUGAAACAUCACAGUCACCAAGAGAAAUGCACACCUGUAUUUCUGUAGUACACAUUCCUGCCCUGACUCUUUCCCUGGACCUCUGUACUGCUUGCUGACCUGGCCAUGAUCAUGAUCAGUGAACCCAGUAAGGAGCUUCUGACAAAGUGUAUAUUGCAAGUAAUUAAGUAGAUCAGCAUCCCAAUAAUAUAAAUGUUGUUCAUUAACUGUCCUUUUCAAUAAACGUAUAUGAGCUUUUUAAUUGUAA